AUGUUCAAUUGGGUAGUAGCUGCAAUAGCCUAUGGACCUGGUGUGGUGAUGGGAUACAUCUUCACUUCACACAAUCAUGAAUGGUUUACUCUGAAAGAAGAAAAGAAGAAAAAAGGAGAGAAAAGCAAGCACCAGCAGGUUGAUAUGCAAACUGAGGAAAUGUUGAGACUUCGAGCAGCUCUAGAGGGAAAACUUGGAAGCAAUGAAUCACUUAUUGUCCACAUAAGUACAGCUCGUAAAAGAAAGAAGCUAAAGACAUUCGAUGAUUUUACCGAACAAGUGAAACAGAAACAAGAAGCUAAACGAGCUGCCAAAGCAGAGAUCUAUUCAAGGAAACCACAUUUGAUCCCAUCAUGGCCAGAACGCGUGGAUGGAAAACGACUGAUUCCAAAUCAGAUCCCUAGCAGCAGAGGAUUAACCCGGCAACGCAACAAGUACCUUUAAACUCCCAGAACGAAGUACCGGGACAAGCACAUGAAAAAAGUCAUUAGACAUAGAGGACAGGUCAGAGGUAUCAGGACACAAACGGGUCCAUAUGCAGGAGAAACUCGCGGUAUCAAUCCCAACACAAGCCGGAGCAUCCGAAUCAAGAACUAACCUCGU
This is a messenger RNA of Camelina sativa (false flax), 603 nucleotides long. The record is from RefSeq and is a predicted model, not a curated record. Lineage: Eukaryota; Viridiplantae; Streptophyta; Magnoliopsida; Brassicales; Brassicaceae.